Molecule: messenger RNA, 637 nt
Organism: Magallana angulata
Lineage: Eukaryota; Metazoa; Mollusca; Bivalvia; Ostreida; Ostreidae
Exons: 4
Coding region: 152-508 (118 amino acids)
Source: RefSeq, a predicted model, not a curated record
UUGAUGUCAGAUAUAUGUACUAAUAUGAGGCGAUGAACAUUCAAAAACAGGAAGUCAGUGAAUCGAUGGGUUUUUUUUUUAGCAUUAAAAUCGAUUCUUAAAUUGAUAACAGUUGAUUGGCACCACUUCAUAAUUAGUCUUCUUCCUCAUAAUGAAAACUUUCGAUGUCACCUGGUUCGCCGCCAUUGUCUUGUUGCACACAGGACCAGUUCUUCCUCAGUUAUUCAACCUUCAGAAUAGCGGCCAAGGGUUAUCCCCAAAUGGACGGCUGGACAUCUCUCAAUUCAUUUUACCAGUGGUCAUCCUAUUGAUACUGGCCUCCUUGCCUCUACUUGUGGGCAGUUCCUGGAUUUUCUUGAGGGAUAUGGACGACGAAGACAACAACGAAAACAAACAACCGGACUAUACAACAGAGACAUCAAUAACAGAGGGGAGGAUACCAAGAAUAACCAAUUCACCUUCAGGGGAUAAGGUCACAGAAGAACCCGUAGACCCCACGCCGGCCUAAAAAUUGUGGUUGAUAUAAAGCUGACUUGCAAUGGAUUAUGAAUGAAUAUGUUGAAAAAAAAGUUCUCGUUUUCAUUUCUUCAGCGCUAUUCCCAAUUACAUAUCGGACAUGUAAAGGUUAAAUGAAUUA